Molecule: messenger RNA, 2865 nt
Organism: Polychytrium aggregatum
Lineage: Eukaryota; Fungi; Chytridiomycota; Chytridiomycetes; Polychytriales
Exons: 16
Coding region: 28-2739 (903 amino acids)
Biological process (GO): protein secretion
Source: RefSeq, a predicted model, not a curated record
GGCUUGAUCUUGGUAUCCCCCAGAGAUAUGGAUGCUCAGGACGGCUUCGGUGCGCCCAGCCGCUCCGGCGCCGAGACCAUGGAGAUCGACCGACUCCUUGAGCGAGCUGCACAUAUCGUCGGUCCCUCGGACGAAAAGGGGGAGACUCUUGGUGCCCAGCUCCGAAAAAAGCUCCUCAAAGCCAAUCCAGAACUCAAUAUUGGUGCUGCAUCCGACGACUCGGCUAUGGUGCUGUUUCUGCUGGCGGAAUGCACUCGAUGCCUCGACGAAAUGAAUAGCCUCGUUAUCAAUCCUGACGCCAAGGUGCGAGAUCUUGGAGCCAAGGAUCUCAAGCUAGUCAACACCCUGAUAGAGAUCAUUAUCUUCUGGGGGCUUGCGCCAUUCCUUGAGCCAAAUGUGGGCCUGCCCCUCUCGAAUCGGAUCAAGUAUACAGUCUCGUUCUCAUCAGAUCAAGUGGGUCACGGCAAAUGCGGCUCGCCCCAGCCUCAGUUGCUCCAACAGUCUUGCUUGUUUCUGGCUGGCAUCAUGAAGCACCAGAAGCAGUCCGUUUUGGCUCGGUGGAUGGUAUCCCGCUAUGUACCCGAUGUCUUUGCCGGUCUUUUACAACUCGGAUACUCCAGCAUCUCGCCGUCCUCGAGCCCCACCAGUUUUGAUGACCAGGAGCAAUGCCGGAUUGCUUUCGAAGAGCUCUUCACGACGCUCGAUGUACGCAUCGUCUUCGAGUCGCUCAUGAUCUUGCAGGGCACAGGACGUCGCCCACCUCCGCCCUGGCUCAAGAAAAUCGCUGGCCGCUAUCUGUCCCAGCUGCUGAUGAGGCCGCGCGGGCUUAGUACCGUCCUGCAGGGCACACUUCCCUCCGACAUUGACAAUGAGCUUAUCGAUGUUAUGCAACUCGAGAAGAUAUCGAACCUCAUACUGCGGACCCCGUGGCAGGUCAGCUCGGUCCAGGAGUAUUAUCGAAUUCUUGGGCCUCAGGUUUUGGAGCUCAUGGGCAACCGGGAUGCACAUCGGGUGCUGUCAAAGGCCGCCGCGUUUAUCGCCGUUCGAAUGAUCAACAAGCAUCCAGAGUUGAGCAGAAGCAUUGUCGUGGAUCCUGCCACGGAGCCUUGGAUGUUAUACUAUCGCGACAGUCUGGGGACUCUCCACCCAAAAGGGUUUGACCUCAAUGGAGACAUUAUCCUGUCGACAGAGGCAGAUAUUAAUUCCAGCUUGUGUCUGACGGAGCAGCUGCUGGCCGGGAACGAGCCUUGUCCAUAUCUCCUGCAGUUUUUGGCUUCAGCGACAGUGCCUAUGUACGCAGCAUAUGCUCAUUGCCGAUCGAGCAAAUCAAGCACCAAGAUCAUCCUGGAGUCGGUCCUGCGCUCGGUGCUGAAUCUAGUCGAACCGUCUGUGUCGGUUGACGUUCUUCGCUCGAUCAUCCUGGACCCCAGUCUUACUAAAGCGCGGGUGGCUCCAGGUCCCGCAGGUGGGAUCCAAAUCGUCAUGAAUCCCACUUGCGUUGGAGAACGGCCCCUAUUUGACCUCGACGAAUUCCUUGAGUUUCUACAACUCUUGGACAACGAACGCGUACUUGGAGAUUUUUUCAUAUAUCUUAUCGAAAAACAGUCGCAAGUUGGUGAUGCGCUCGAAGAAGACGGCCUGGACCCAAUCGAGUCCGUACGAAUAACAGACUUGGUGAUGAAGAUGAUGCAAAAGUUUGGCGAGUCGAUUGUCAAAAAGCCCGACCACAUUAUCAUGUUUUCCAAGAAUAUGAUCUUUGGGGCCGAUAUCGACGGAGUCAUUAUGGGACUUGGGCUCCUCUCCACCGUUUUGAACACAGAUAUCACAUUGGACCAUAAGCACCAAAAUGCUCUUCGUGACGUAUUGGUGGUCCUCCAGAUACACUCGGCCAGAGAAAAUGAGGAAUUGCGCGAGCUGGUGAAGGCUGUUCGUUUGAGCAUAGCCGCCAAGCUGGCUGCCUGUGAGAGCGCCUCAGCUACCGCGAGCGGCGAAUCGCAAAGGAUAUAUGGAGAAGCUCUCAAGGAAUUGCAGUCAGAUAUGGUCCCAAUCCAGGCCCGAGGGAUGGCUUUGCUCAUGAACCUGAUCCGCUCCAAAGAUGCCGUUGCCGAGACCCACCUUGACGAUAUUCUGGACAUUUUUCUUGACAAGAUCGAGGACCCUGAUAGCUUUGCGUAUCUCAAUUCCAUCAAGGGGCUGAGUUGCAUGACUGAUGUGUAUCCGCAGCAAUCCAUGGGUCGCAUCUUGUCGCGUUACUCUGACGCUGCCGGGUUUGGGAUGGACUACAGACUAAGGAUCGGCGAAGCUGUGCUCCAAACCAUCAAUCGGUCCGGAAAGGUUUUCUCAAAAUAUGCCUCUGAGAUUCUGGUGCCUGUGCUCUCGGUCCUUCAUGACGACAAGGUCGAAAUGCGCAUGAGCGCGCUCUCGCUCGUUGCCAAGAUUGCCGAAAUCUCGCCCUUUUCGGUCGUCCCGUACAUUUACCAAGUGUUGGACUAUAUUGUCAAUACGCUGAGGCUCGAGAAGCAGGUGGAAACCCGACGAGGCGCCAUAGUGGCCAUCCUGUCUAUCAUUCGCGGUAUAGGACCUGACGCCAUCCGCACAGUGUCGCCCAAGACCCUCAAGUCCAUCCAUAUCCAGCUGCAAUAUGUCGAGGCUACCGACUCUGACGAACUCACGCGCUUGCACAGUCGGGUAGCGCUCGCAGAGUUUGAUGCGAUGGUACAGGCGAUACUGUUCAAUUGAGCCAGCGCCGAGUCGAGCUAGUUCAUCCGAGACUGGACGAAUCAUGUCCGAUUCUCUCCCGAGAAAUUUCAAUACAGUGCUUCCUCGUCACCGUCGGUAACAGGCAUGGAUCUCCUUGCUGGGGGG